UCAGGGGAGCCCGCCCCUGGCCGGGCGGGGCCGUUGCUACGGAGCGCGCGCGGCGCGGGAACCGAACGGCGGCCGCGGGGCGUCAUGGCCGCCGUGUGCGAGGAAGAUCCAGCCCUGGAGAGGCACUUCAAAGGCCACAGAGAUGCUGUCACUAGUGUGGACUUCAGUCGUGCUAAGAAACAAUUGGUAAGUGGCUCAAUGGAUUCGUGCCUGAUGAUCUGGAGUAUGAAGCCUCAGAUGAGAGCCUAUCGCUUCUUGGGCCACAAAGAUGCAGUUCUGUGUGUCCAGUUCUCACCUUCUGGCCACCUUGUGGCUUCAGGCUCCAGGGACAAAACAGUCCGUUUGUGGAUCCCUAGUGCCAAGGGAGAAUCGACUGUGUUCAAGGCUCACACAGGAACCGUGAGAAGUGUUCAUUUCUCCAGCGAUGGCCAGUCCUUAGUCACAGCUUCUGAUGACAAAACAAUCAAAGUGUGGACGGUUCACAGGCAGAAGUUUCUGUUCUCUCUGAGUCAGCACAUCAACUGGGUUCGCUGUGCCAGAUUCUCUCCUGAUGGACGAUUGAUAGUGUCAUCCAGCGAUGAUAAAACUGUCAAGCUGUGGGACAAAACCAGCAGAGAAUGCAUCCACUCCUUCUGUGAGCAUGGAGGGUUUGUGAACCACGUGGAUUUCCAUCCCAGCGGUAACUGCAUCGCCGCGGGCGGUACGGACAGCACGGUGAAGCUCUGGGAUGUCAGGAUGAACAGGCUGCUUCAACAUUACCAAGUGCACAGCUCUGUGGUCAACAGUCUUUCCUUUCAUCCCUCUGGAAACUAUCUGAUUACUGCUUCCAGUGAUUCAACUCUUAAGAUUCUGGACUUGUUGGAAGGAAGACUUCUCUAUACUCUGCAUGGUCACCAGGGACCAGCUACCUGUGUAGCAUUUUCAAGAGAUGGAGACUUCUUUGCCUCUGGAGGUUCUGAUGAACAGGUGAUGGUGUGGAAGACUAACUUUGAUGCUGAUUAUGGUGAUGCAGUGAAACCACAGAAAUACAGCAGCAGUGUGGAAGGGACCCAUGGCACUGGGCAGUCAGAAAUGGAUGGUGGCAUUCAUCAUAAGAAAACAAAAACUCAGGAUUCUGUUAGGACCCAUGAGCAGCAAGAGGAGGAGACCAGUAUUGCAAAUACCCUGGAGCAUAUUAUGGGACAGCUGGAUGUUCUGACUCAGGUAGGUGUUCCUGACGUGCUGCUUUCGUGCCAAGGUUUUGAUAUGUAGCAGCGACACAAACUGACAGCAAACAAAACCCUCAGCAAAAAAGCCUGGAGGAAUUCCUCAUUCCUGGACUAAGGCAGAAGGCACCUCAGUGAGGAGGGAUGUGGGCAGUAGCAAAGGAACUGUGGAGGGCAUUGACUUGCAUGUCUGAACUUUGGCUUUUCCAGCUUGGGCUGGUAGGAGCAGGGAAUGCAGCUCCAGCAGAGCCACUGUUACCCCUCCUUCAUGCACUGGGUGUGCUCUGGUAGGAGCUGUGGUGGGCAGGGAUCCAGGAACUGGAAGCAGUGCCUGCUGGUGUUGGUUGUCUUUCCAAGGCAUUUCUGCCAAAGGACAAAUGGGUGCUGCUCCCUGCAGGCAGCAGAUUCAAACCAAUGUCUGUGUGUCAGCUUUGGGCCUGCUGACUUCUUUGUGAAAGGAGAACACCACUGCUUCUUCAAAACAACAGAAGGCUUUCAUGAACAGCACUUAACAGGUGUCAUUGUUUUCUCUUCUUGGAGAAGGGCUGAAGAUGCUCCUAGUGCUCUGCUAAAGUCAUAAUUCCUGAGUAUUGUGUGUUUCAAGGGAACUCUAAGGGCGUAGCAGGGCCAUCUGCUUGAAGGGAAAGAGCAUGUGACAUUUCCAGAAAUCCUCUGUUGAUAUAGCCAUCCAUGGGCUUCUCAGGAAUUUAAUCUGUUAGCUCCAUGGGAGCUUGGAUUAAUUUCUGAUGUGGUAUCCUGAGUUCCUGUGUUCAUUGUUCUUGUUGUAGAUGCAAGGCUGUGUUGCUGUCAUGUAAAGUACCGGUGGGGGAAUGUUAAAGUUGUGAUAAAUUUCUUUGGGAAAUUAUGCAGAUCUAAGCCAAAUUUAUUUUCCAAAUAUUUUUUUCUCUAGCUGUCAUUUUAAGGUUUAAACCUGGUAUCAUGUAGAAGUGGGAAGGAGAGAAAAUACUUCCAAUUUCUGCUGAAAGAGGUGAUAGUAAGACAUCAGCUGUGGGCUGUCAUCUCUUGCCAGCACACAGCUUUGUUCUGAGCUGCACACUUGAAGCUGCAUCCCCAGUUAUUAGUACCUUCCCUCUGCUGGCAGUAGAUUUCCAGAUGAAAUGAGGUGUCAUGUGCUUUGAUUGAGUGAGAUUGUUUUUGUUCAAUUCAGAGGUCUCUUCCAGCCAGUCACCAAUCACUGAGGCUGUCGAGGUGUUGUGCCCUGCACAGGAGGAUACACUGAAGCAGACUUGCUCCUUCAGCUGGCCACUUCAGUUCUUAUCAGAGAGAGAUGGAUCAAAAGAACCCAGUGGCUGUUGUGUAGCACAACCAGCAGUAACCAUGACAGUGAAUAGAAGAUUUGCUAAGCUUCCUUCUUAUGUUGCUGAUAUGAUUCAGUUCUUUAAAUGCAACUUUCUUUCAACUGGUCUUUGAUUCAAUGAAACCUUUUUUUCCUCCUCCCCAAAGCUCUGUCAGGAUAUCUUUCAUUUUACUUUUAAGAAACUGGGCUAAUGUGACCUGACAGGGUCUUCAUAUUUUUUCCCAAAAGCAGUUUGUGUUUGGCCUUACAUGGCUCUUUUUCAGAAGAGUAGCAUAUGCUUAAUAAUUCUGCUGCCUUGAAGAGUGAAGUUGAGACCUGGACAUAAGCCAGUUGCCCCCAGUAGUUUUGGAUUACUUAGAUGCCCUGGUUCCCCUCUGUAGGAAAGCAGGCAAUUCACAUCUGGCAAAGGAAUGAGGAAGAUGAGAGUAAUGAAUGUAUGAUACUGAUGCUUUGCUCCUCCCUUUCCUGCAGCUUAUUCUCUUGUCAGUGUCUCAGUGUUUAAAAAUCCUCUACUGGCAUUUCAGAGAUGUGGAAAGGAUGAAAAUGGAAACUGUUUAUCAAUUUAUUCGUUUCUAUUGAAGACUGGAUCUCAGUAUCCCAGUGCCUAUAUGAAGAGUAGGGGUGAAUAUUUAAGUUUAAGGGGAAAACAAGGUGAUUUUCUCUCUUGGAUAAUCUGACACAGAAAGGUGUAUUUUGGAUGAAACAAAAAUGUAGCAGAUAUGAAGGAUUUGCUUAGUUCAGGUGCAUUUCCUGCAUUUACAGCUGAGCUGCCCUUCUGAGAAGAUCACCUGUGAGUAACUGUCUUGGCUGCAUUUGCAGUCAUCAUCUUCAAACAGUUUAAUGUUCUCUUGUCCUCACUCCAAACACCUCCAGCUGCUGUGUUCACUCUGUUCAUCUGUGGGCAGCAGGCACUGAGGCAAAAGCUGCUGGUUUUAUGUGGGAAGGAAGAUGUCUUCUCUAAAUGAAGAGUUCAGAACCAGGUUAGCAUAAAAAUUCAUAAAUAGCUGCGAUAAUCCACCCACAGGAAAUGGCUUUAUAUGCUUCCCCAAACUAAUCUUGCAUUGAAGCUGGGAGAAAACAACACAGUGAAAUGGAGAAGACUUGAUAAAUCUGUAAAAUAAUCCAGAGCCUGAAUUGAAGGACAAUCUAGCUCAUGUGAGAUUAAAGGAUUAUUUCACUCCAGAAGAUUGCAGGCGGAGAAAGAAUUUUUCUAAAUUUUUUUUUUUUAGCGUAAAAAAAGACUUGGACACAAGUAAAUUGCUUUUUAGUUAAAGCUGAAAAUGUGUGUGUGUCCAGUGCUUAGUAAUGAAAGUGAAUAAGAUGAAAUUUUUACUCCUUUUUUGAGAUGCAGUUUCAAGCCUGUGUUGAUGAGGGAUGAAUGUGGUCUCUCUUUUGAGAGGCACUGAAUGCAAAUUAAGAAACUGGUUUAGUAUAAUAUAUACUUUAUGACUUCAAGUAGUUUCAAGUCAAGAAGAAAUAUUUGGCAGUGGUGUGGGGAUCAUGUCCCAAGUGCUUCUACCUUUGCUGUGCACAAAUAUCUUGGUUUCUGUGUUGCUCUCAAGACCUGAACACCGAUGGACCCAAUAUACAGGAAAAAACUGCAAGUAAUUUUUAUUCCAAGAGAAAUAGUUUGAAAUCUGAAACAUUAAUAGAAAAGUUCUCAUCUGAAAAUCUGUGGAGUGUCAGAUGAGCUUGAUUUUUAAAUCUGAAUUUAAAAGACAUAGAGGCUAUUUCUUGUGAAUCAGACCCAUCUCUUAGCAAUUCAGUUGCUUUGAUCUCUCACUCCAAACAAAUUAAGUACCCUGGUUAUUGCCAGUCCUCUGUGUCAUUGAGCAGAGCAACUUUUUUUUUUCCCUCUGAAAUUUACUUCCAAAAUAUGCUUGUUAUAAAAUCUUGAUGCAAAUACAUUUUUCUCCUUUCUAAGAUGGCUUAAAUUAAAUGCACUCUGAGGGAUAUUGCUGUGUUAGCAGGACACCCUCUGAAGGCUGGCUCUUCAGAAGUGCUGAUCCUCUCCCUGGUUGUUCACAGGACCUUCACCUUCCAUUUUCCUUCAAUGGGAAGGAAUAUUAAACACCUCCCACAAUUUGUAUUCACAAGCAGAUUUUGAAGAUUAAUGUAAGUUAUUAUUCAGCUAUUGGAUACCAGCAGCUGAGUUUAUUUAGGUGAGUGAUUUGCAUCCUCUCAGAGGCAGGGGAUGGAUAUGGGAAGGCUUUGAAGUCUUUGUGGUUGGGGAAGACCUCUGGUCAUUCUGGGCUCUGACCUCGCUGCUGUGCAGUUGCUGUCAUGGUGCAUGUCUGGACAUUUUGUGUAGCUCAUCCUGACUGCCUGUGUAUUUUGUGUGAAUCUGGGAGUCUCCUGGCUCCUUUUGCUGUGCUGGCCCAGCCCAGAGGUCUGGGAGCUCUGCACCAAGGAAGCUGCACUGAAGCCAUCAGCCAUUCCCUUCUAGAAGCGUGCAGGAUCUGAUGUAAGUGCCAUCAGUUUAGCUGUGGCUUAUCAGCUGUCAAGAGUAAAGCAACAGCAACGUGUGAUGAAACAUUUGUAGUCAGAGGGCUGUAAAUGGAAAGACUCAGUUGCAAGGGGCUUGUGUGCCUUGUGUCUCCACCCUGUGUGGAUGAAACUGGCAGAGCCUGUGGCUCGUUUUUGUAGUUAGGGAUGAUUUAAUAAAAAGGACAACCUUUUCUGUACCCCAGGGUCUCUUUGGUCACUAGUGGUACUGGUACUAAUCAUGCUGCUUGCUCUGGCAAAGACUGGAUGGUACUGGAAUUUUUGUGUAUGCUUGUGUGGUUUUCCUACUGUAAAAAGCAUGGUGAGCCCUGCAAGUGAUCACUUGUUGCUGUGCUGAGUACCACAGGAGGAGAUUUGUGCAUUACACCAAAGUUGCUCCUAUAAUUAAUGAAAGGGUUGGUAAACUGUAAUUCAGGUAAUUCUGCAGAAAGUGAGGUGUGCUGGGAGAUGGAAGGAGAGAUGGCAGCUGGGAGUGAUAGAAAGGUUUGUUUGGAAGAUACCUUAAACUUCAUCCAGUUCCAGCCCUGCUGCCAGGUCAGGUUGCUCCCAGCCCCAUCCAGCCUGGCCUUGACCACUGGCAGGGAUGGGACAGCCACAGCUCCUCAGGACAACCUGGGCCAGGGCCUCACCACCCACAUUUUAAUAGUAAGGGGAGAGUAGCAGAGUACUGGCUUUGAGUUUUCUCAGUAACCAUUUCCUUCUUGUAGUGCUUCAGGCUGCUAAACAGAAAAAAUUCUUUACUUUUCAAGUGUCCUCAGUAGCAGAUGUCUGAAUGGUGUGUGAAGAGAGCUGGUGGGACUAUGAACUCUCAUACCCUGCACUGGAGAACAGACAAGGAGGUUGUUUAGCAGCACAACUUGAGCAGAUCCUGAUGAGGCCAGGCUAGUGCUGGCUUUGUCCUUCUGCAGGCAUUGUCAUGUGUUCCUGAUCCAUGUGACCCCACAGUGAACCUUGGAUGGGUGAGCAAAAGUUGGGUUGAGGGCUCUGUGGGACUUCCUGACUCAGAGCUGCACAGCAGCACUGACCAAGAUGAUCCUGUCCAGCCACACUGAAGCUAAGUGUGUUGUAGGAGCAUUAAUAAAAGUUUGUAGAAUUUGAAGCAAGUUACAAAGUAAAUCCAGGAAUAUUCAUGGUGUUGAAUUAGAUAAUGGGACAGUGCUGAGUCUUCACUCACUAACUCAGCCUGGUGUGAAAUAUUCUAUGCAAAUAGGCUUUGUGAGAAUUCAUGUUAGAGUUUGUCUUCAAAGCCAUGGAGAUGGUGAAGAGCUACAGACCUGAUUUUAAAUGUUUGGGGUAGCACAUCUUGUUUUAGUCUGAGCCCAUGAGGAGCUAUUGUUUCUGUUAGAAAUCACCCCACAUUUUAUUUGAAACCAAAAGCCACUCUGAAGUUAAGGCUUUGACCACUGGAGUAAGGCUGGUCCUUGCAGUCAUUUGUUUGCCACAUAAAGUGUUAAUUCUGUGAAAGCUUCAUGCCUUGUUCUGCUGUGAGAUGAGACUUCUCACUCAGUCUGAACUGCCAGCUCUGCUGAGAUUUCUUCAGAGGUGCAAAAGGUGUAGCUGGCUUGGGGGCCACCUCAAAGCUGUUAAAUUAUGAUCUGCACGUGAGGAGAGCAGCCCAGCUCUCUUCAAGUGUGCUUGGUAAGAGCAGGGAUCUGCUCUGGGGGUCCAAGUGCAGCUGCUGAGCUGGAGGGGCACUGGCUGCAUGUUGGGGCAAAACCCAGCCUGGUAUGGGAGGAGGAGAAGCUCUUCUUGCCAGACAGGUUCGUGCUUGAGCUCUCGCUGUCUGAGUUCUCCCAUGAGCCUUUCAAUCUUGCAGCUGCAGUUUGGAGUUGUAAACUGUGAUUAGUGGUGGGAGUUCAGGUUUUUUUCCUCCUGGAAAAGGUAGGUAGGGUUACCCCAGUGCAAACCCUUCCUGUAGUAGUUUGUUUCACUCAUUGCAUUAGCUUAGAGAAAGGGCUCCCAAGCUUGAUUUACCUGGCUGCCCUUGGAUGCUAAGGCAGCAUUUUUAUGAUGCAGUUCACAUGUACUUCUUGGCCAUGUUUGGGAGUAAAGUGGGCUCUGAAAUUGCUAAUUUUAGGGAAAAUCACCUGAAGUUGCAGCAGGGCAUCUUUGAAAACACACCUGCACUGGCCAUGCUUGUUACAGAGGGCAGAGCUCUCUAACCUGCAACUCCAGGUCAAAUGUGAUAGUCCUAUUCUGUAAAUCUAUGGACAAUAUUGUCUUCAAUGGCCCUUUUAGAAACCAUCAAUCCCUAAGUUCUUCCUUUUACCUACACAGUGGAGUGGAGAAAGUGUGGGUGCAGAAACUUACAAACUUCUGCAUUUGUUGUGUGCUUAUUGUGGGUGAUUUUUUUUUCUAUAAAUUGAAAAGAAAAUGCUGUCUUCAUAAAUUAACAUGUCAGAUAGGGAAGAAAAAUGUGAAGAGGCAGAAGUAAUGUUUUUUCUUUGAGCUGUUUGAUAUGUUAGUGCUCUGCAAAAGGUUUUAGCAUAUGCUUAGAAAAAACAGUGGAACAAACUUUUGAGGAUCUUUUUAAGUAAAGCUAGAAAACUACUUCUGCUUCCUUUGAGAUCAGUGGAGAGAGGGAUUUUCUGCUAUGAAGAAACAGGAAUAGAAGUGCAAGUGUCCUAUUUUUCCUGUACAGAGCCAAGAACACAUCUGUGGUGCAGGCACUGUGCAGGAUCAUAUCCCUUGUAAGUUCAGCCGAGCUGUUGAUAUUUAUCUGAGGAACUGCUGUGGCCAUACUUUUUGGGGUGGGUUCCCUGAUUUCUGGUGAUCAGUCAGGCAGUUCUGUCCCCUGUGCUACUCCAUGGCUAACUCAGAGCCACUGUGACUGCAUACUGGAAAGGCCCUGUGCUGCACUUUUGGCCUUGCAGAGAGUGUCCCUGAGCAGGGUGAGCUGAGCAUUGGUUAUUCCUCCCUUCUGUGCCCCUGCCCACCUUGUCCCCAGCUCCAGGCUCAGUCCUGCUUCAGCCCACAGCAGCCACCUGCCUGGCUGGAUCUCUCCUGCCAGGGACUCCACUGCUGCUCCAGAGCCUUGCUGGUGACCUCUGCUCCCCGGCUCUGGACUUUUGUUCAGAUUUCCUUCAGUGCUGGUGGAACUGGUUUCUUUUGGCAUUCAAUUAGCAGCUGGUUCCCCUUAUCUGUCCUCCUCAAAAGCCCCUCCAGGGCUGCUGCAGAAGCUUCUACCCUAAGGCCAGUGGCUUUUGAACUGUCUCUGCUGCUUAAUCAAACAUGUUUAAGAGGCGCUCAGGAAAAGAUACUGAUGAGAGCAUCUUGGAACAGCAUCCCAAAUCACUGUUAUUUGGGUGGUGAAAAUAAUGGCAUAAGGGGCUUGCCAUCAGGUAAGCAAGCAUGACUACUGGGUGCCUCAGUUCAGGUGUCCUGGGGGAGGAUGGAAGUGAAUAUUCCCCAGAAUUUUUAAGUCAAUUGGAGGUAACUUUUUAUUUCUCCAUAAUUUCUCAUUAAUGUUUCCAAAGAGAAGAAUUUUUUUUUCAAUGUUGAGUCUGUGAAGAUAAAUGAAGACAAAUGUUGCCAGAAGUGUUGGUAGACGUGAUUUAAGUUUUCUGUGAAAAAUUCCUGUAUUCUUUUCUGGUGCCCAUAGUAAUGCUCACUAUAUUACAGUAAUGCCAGAAAUACUCCUUACAAAAUAAAUAGCUUGGCCUUUUUUUCUUGUUUAAGCCUAAGCUGUUAUCCUUUUGCCAAUUUGAGCCAGGACUUUAAUAAAUUAUCCAGCAUUUACUCUCUGGUGCGUAAUGGAGACAUGUACUGUAUUCCUGACAGACCAGGAAGCCCAGACCCUGCCACAGGGUGCAAACUGGGCUCUGGUGAAUCCUCACUGGAUCUGGCUAACAGUGUUCUCCUCCUUGGCUUAACUGCUGGUUUGUUAUCUUUGAGAAGCCAUAGCAAAGCAUGCAGGAGUUGAAUGGGUGCAGUUUCUUUUGCCUCCUGAGAAUGAUUUGCUUUAUAAAUAGCAGCAUGGAAAUAUUGUAAAACUUUCAGCUGCUAAUAAAGGGGCUUUUCUGUGCAAGUUGCAAUAUAGCACUUAGAGCAGCUGGGCAGUAUUUGUGCUUUCCCUUACCUUCCUAGGAUAUCAGAUGCCCUGUCUAUUUAUAUUCAUCAUACAUUCAAGUCUAAAUGGACUAUAGUCAUUGAUUCCUACUUUGGUCUUCCUGAAUUUCAUUUCUGACUGCUACUUUUCCACUUUUAGUUUCCAAAAAAUACUUUCUGCAAGUUUCUGCUUAUACUUACAUGCAGUUUCCAUUCCAAUAAACAUUUUCCUUACAGCUUUCUCACGAAUUCAACACUUUGUGAAAUCUGCUUUACUUGUGUCUCAUGGUGCCGUGUGUAACAGCUCUUAACUCCUAUUGACAGGAUCAUGGUGGCAGUAAAUCAUGGAACAGAGGAACCACGAGUGAUCUGGGCAUUGCUUCUGGCAGGGCACUGUUGCUGAGCCUUUAAUUCAGCUGAUUAUCGUUCUAAAGGAAAUUUGAUGCAAUGUUUCAUUCUCUCUCUCUUCAUUGGAGUGUUGAGUUACUAGUUCAUUUUUUUAGAUGGAAAAGCCAGGAUCCCUACUGGUUUUCAUUCUCUGUCUGGUUGUUUAAAGGAUAAGAUCUUUGCUGUAAAGCCUUGGUAGACAUUUGGCCUGCUGUGUUCUGCCCUUGGUAGCUUUGUCCUGGUCUCCAAGACAGUCACUAGGCAAUGGCAUGGCUGGAUGUGGAAAAGAUUAAGUCCUCUCUCCUUUGAAUAGAUGGAAGGGCUCCUGCUGGCUCUGGGGCACCUGGGAUGUUACCUGCUGGCUCCACAGUGUUUCUUCUGGUUCUCUGUGUACUUCAGUUUCUGUGCCUCUAAGGGAUGGAAAUAGAAGAGGAAAAAACUUAAAUGCAGCUGGUGCUGUAGCCCAUGGAAUAUUUGGGCAAUGCAGGGUUUAUUCUUUCAGGUGAAGCUUUCUACAGCUGUAGCAGAGCUCUUCUGCCUUGUCACAGCUCAGAAAUAAGAAAUAUAUUAGAAGUAAGCUUUGAACUGUGUUUAGGGAGGAGAAAAAGGUGCAGUAUCAUGCACUGGACAACCUCAAGCCCUUCCUGACUUCCUUGAUACAGUCUUGCAAGAUGGCUUUGCCUUAUGCCUUCUGUUGUUUUUACUAUGUCUGUUUUCUCUUCUCCCCCACGACUUAUCUCAUUCCCCAAAUCAUUUUACAGCAGACUUUUCUUAGUCUCAAGUGGCCUUAGCCAAGCUAUUUCCUCUCUUUGUGCUUUCGUUUCCCCAGCUGUAAAAUGGGGAUAAUGAGACCUGCUUGCUUUUGUCAGGCACUUAGAGCUGUGCUUACGAAAUGUGCUAUUAAAAGGCUUUCUAUGUAUAACUGCUAUACAAACAGCGGUUGUCCAAGUUUAUUUGAAUUACUUUAUUAAAGUCCAAGGUUCUGAGCAUCCUUUGUUUUUAGCAGAGGAUGUUAUUUAUGCAGUAAAAAUGCCCAAAAUGUGAAGCUAUCGAUCGUUGCUGAUAAGUUUAUGGAUAUUAAAGCAUUAAAUCAUCACCACCCAUUAUCAGCCAUUCUGGUGUCUCUGGAAGCUGAAAGUGGUUGUGCAUAGCUGGGGCCCUUGAUUAUCUUGGAGUGAUCAAUAAAAGGUUUUCAGCAGAAGCUUUUAUUGCCACGUGGUUAAAAUGUUCUUCCUGUGCAUCCUGUACGUGAUGACUUCAGCUCGAGGAGAAAGAGAGCAAUCCUUUGCAGGGUAACUGGAUUAGACAAAGAAAUGUAGGCAUUAUGUUGAGGUAGAUAUUGCCUCUUGGAAUUUUUCCCCUCCAUCUCCUGCUGCAUUGUCUUGGGCUGGGUAGGUUUUCUUGCCUGUCAUGGUGCUUGUCCAGCAAGUUUUGAGUGUUUUAAUUACAGCAGACCCGUGGUGUUCAGGGAAGGGAGGAAAUGGUUGGAAGCAAAGAGAUAAAAUCACAGCCAUAACUGGGCAAAUUUGUUUAAAAUCAGUGUGUCUUGUUAGCAGAAGUGUCUGGUGCCUCAUGAACCUGUCCAGGAAAGGAAGUGCAGAGCCCAGUCUGAAAGCAGCAGUGCUGAAAUGGGUGCUUGGUGUUGUCUGCAGGAGGGCUUUGUACCCACUGUCUGCUAUUGCUCCUCUCUGAAGUCAUGUGGGGCUCUGGCCUGCUGGAAUGCUGACACUGGAGUUCCAGCCUAGAAAUGCCUCGAAAUAUUCCUGUGAAUUUAGCAUUUUAUUGGGCACAUUUUAUUGAGAGUACAGUGUGCAGUGUGUCUUUGUCAGUAGCUCAACAGCAGCUUUCACUUUGUU
Messenger RNA from Passer domesticus (house sparrow), 11318 nucleotides. RefSeq names its product POC1 centriolar protein A (gene POC1A). The record is from RefSeq and is a predicted model, not a curated record. Bases 85 to 1251 code for a protein of 388 amino acids. The transcript has 11 exons. Gene Ontology annotation, cellular component: centriole; ciliary basal body. NCBI's taxonomy places the organism in Eukaryota, Metazoa, Chordata, Aves, Passeriformes, Passeridae. Gene Ontology annotation, biological process: regulation of DNA-templated transcription; cilium assembly. Gene Ontology annotation, molecular function: DNA-binding transcription factor activity; sequence-specific DNA binding; protein binding.